Molecule: messenger RNA, 546 nt
Organism: Eutrema salsugineum
Lineage: Eukaryota; Viridiplantae; Streptophyta; Magnoliopsida; Brassicales; Brassicaceae
Product: toll/interleukin-1 receptor-like protein
Exons: 1
Coding region: 1-546 (181 amino acids)
Biological process (GO): signal transduction
Source: RefSeq, a predicted model, not a curated record
AUGAAGAAGACCGGAGCUGUUUCCGAUCCGUGUUCAAGGCUCAAGUGGGACAUAUUCCUCAGUUCCCAAAGAAACAAACGCCACAAUUUCACUGAGCGUCUCUAUGAAGCACUCAUCAAGAAACAGGUCCGGGUAUGGAACAUUGAUGCGAAAAGCGGGAGUCAUGAGCUCGGUCCAAGUCUUGUGGAGGCUAUGGAGGAUUCGGUGGCUUUCAUCGUCGUGUUGUCCCCUGACUACGCUAAGUCUCACGGGUGCCUAGAAGAAUUAGCCAAGCUCUGCGAUUUAAAAUCGUCCUUGGCUCAUCGGAUGUUACCGAUCUUUUAUGAGGUGGAACCCUGGCAUUUUCGGAAACAGAGUCCUUUCGAAAAGGAUUUCGAAGAGCAUUCGAAAAGAUUUGGGGAGGAGGAGAUACAACGAUGGAGGGGAGCUAUGAAUUUAGUCGGAAAUAUCUCCGGAUUUGUUUACAGGUAUAUGAAUCCUCCAAUAUAUCUUCAACAUCUUGUAAAAGACCGCGAAAAUCCGAUUGAAAUCACGAAUAGAAAAUAA